Colletotrichum paranaense is the source of this 2298-nucleotide messenger RNA. RefSeq names its product nonselective cation channel. The annotation marks the transcript as partial. The record is from RefSeq and is a predicted model, not a curated record. The transcript has 6 exons. Lineage: Eukaryota; Fungi; Ascomycota; Sordariomycetes; Glomerellales; Glomerellaceae.
CUCACUUAUUACGUACGACUGAGCUCUGUCUACACGUUAAAUGUCCUAUCGAUCCUAGCUCCAGCCAUAUGUCACAUCACCGUCGCCUACGCUACAUUCUAUCCCAUCACGAAGGGAAGUUCGAUACAGUCCGGCCAUACUAUGUCGGAGCGCACCCGACGGGCACGCCUCCAGCUUCCGGAAGAACGGCCGCUGCUGCAACGGAACCGUGCCAGUCACACCUCUGAGAUUCAAGUUCCUCUCUAUGGCUGCAUGGUCAAUCCUCACAGCCACUUACCAGUAUACACGAAUAUUCACCGUAUACGACGAGACAUCAUCUCCAUUGUUGAAGACUAUUUGAGUUUGGAACAACUUCGUGAUGUGCGUAUCAACAUCGCCGUCGUCCGCCCACUUGUCGACAAAUUGUAUGAGCUCGACGACAUCUCCAUAGUGUAUUGCCUGCUUGUGAACCGUGCUCAGUUCCUAUAUGAGCAAUCUCACUUGAACAAUCGGCAAAAUGUCAAUUACAGUCGCGCAGCUCUAUGCGAGCUGGUGGCAACGCGGAUAUUGAGGCGCUUUAGCGAGGACAAUGAAGGGCCUGAUGGUUUAGUGCUGCUAGCACACAUCCUGGUUGCCGGCUUUGAGCCCUUUCAGAUGGCACCGGCCGGGAUUCGUGAGGCAGCCUCGACGGAGUCCUAUCGCAGCUACAACCGUAUGCUUCCUUCGCUCGAAGUUGCUAUCUUGACUGAGAGUAAAUACUUCCUCAGUGCUACUCCUUGCCAGAAAGUCGUCGAUGCCAUUUACGAAGGCCGUAUUGUCUACACUCCUUCGAGCUUUAUGGACAUUAUUCCAGACCACUACAAACUCAAGCCUAUCUCACUCUACAACCCACGCGAAGGGCCACUACUGGACCAAUAUCGACUCCUUGUGCCUCGUACCAGAAACAUUCUCGAGGUUUUCCAGUUCCUGAUUCUGCUGGCGCUCUAUCUCUUUGUCAUGGCCGAGCGAAAGCCUGAGACUUUCACCGUCUUGGAAGGUUGUUUCGCCGUCUAUGCCUUCGGGUGGUCUCUCGAUCAAUUUGCUACUAUUUUGGAGCAUGGCUGGCACGUUUACACCCAGAAUCUGUGGUCCUUCCUUGAUGUUGGCUUCAUUGGCAUCUAUGUUGUAUACGCGGUACUGCGCAUCCAUGGAGCUCGAGUCGGAGAACUUGUUCCAAAACAACAAGCUCUCGACGUACUUGCGAUGGGUGCCCCAGUACUGGUCCCGCGUCUUGCCUUCAACUUGCUAUCGGAUAAUCUGGUGUUUCUCUCCUUGCGGUCCAUGAUGUCGGACUUUGUCCUUCUCACGUUCUUGUCGGCAUGGUGUUUCGGUGGCUUUCUACUGUCGCUUCUGUGGCUUGGUGAAGGUGCACAUCCUCCAGUCACUAUCAGUAAGUGGAUGCUCUGGAUCUGGUUUGGACUUGACGGGACGGGCAUCAACGAAUCGGUACAAUUUCACCCCAUCUUAGGUCCUGUCCUAAUGGUCGCUUUCGCCUUCCUGGGAAACACUUUGUUCCUCACCAUCCUCGUCUCGAUGCUUUCCAAUACAUUUAGCACGAUCGUUAAGAACGCGACUGCAGAGAUAAUGUUCCGCAAGGCCGUCUUGACCCUAGAAGGGGUCAAGGGUGAUGCCAUUUUUGCGUACCAGCCCCCCUUCAACAUCCUGGCCGUCUUCGUCCUUAUUCCGCUCAAAUUCAUCCUCACCCCGCGAUGGUUCCAUAAGAUACAUGUAGCUAGCGUUCGGCUAGUCAACCUUCCGCUACUACUGAUCAUCGCGGUGGCAGAACGCAGAAUCCUUUGGCCAGCGCCGCAGCCGGAGAAGAAACAGUCUAGCAGCCUUACGCUGUACCCGAGGGUCAAGCAAUGGUUCUGGGAGAAGUGGCGCAUAACGGCCCACCGCGACAUAAGAGCCGUGUUCGACCUACCGCCGCCCGAGUCCGUCGAGGAGGAGAUUGCGGUGGACGACGAGCUCACGCACCAUCUCAUCCGGCGACAAUUCACUCGGUCCAUCACAAAUGAUACCAUGCGGAAGAAGUCGCCUCUUAGGAGAGAUUCGAUGUUCCCGGGCGUGUCGUCCAAGUUGCGCGGGUCCUUUACGGGAAGCGAGGACAUGCAAGACGUCAGCAGCAGGUUGGAUUCUCUCGAGCAAACGUCCCUGAGAAUCGAGGCCUUGCUGGCGCGCAUGCUGGACGCCGAGGAUUACUCUGACCGAGGCUUCGGUACUGGGGAGAGCAGCACCCUUCGUGAUGGGGAAGCGCCUCUGACCCAGUCACCGAGUUAG